Molecule: messenger RNA, 2310 nt
Organism: Magnusiomyces paraingens
Lineage: Eukaryota; Fungi; Ascomycota; Dipodascomycetes; Dipodascales; Dipodascaceae
Exons: 1
Coding region: 1-2310 (769 amino acids)
Biological process (GO): L-tryptophan biosynthetic process
Source: RefSeq, a predicted model, not a curated record
AUGUCGACAAAUAACCGCAUCCUUCUUAUCGAUUCUUACGACUCAUUUACCCUCAAUCUCGCUGCUCUCAUCCGUAGAGUCACAGGUGCUGAAGUUGUCACAAUUCAUAAUGACUCUGUUGCUCCUGACAUUCUUAUCUCAAAAUACCUCCCCUUUUUUGAUGCAGUCGUGAUCGGACCGGGACCAGGUCAUCCAGCAAACCCCGCCGAUGCUGGUGUUCUUCCUUACAUGUGGAAGCUUUCUGAUGUUGACUCAGGUCUUUUACCUAUUUUUGGAGUGUGUCUUGGUUUCCAGAGUCUUGUUUUGGCAGCUGGUGGUGAUGUGGUGCGUCUUCCGGAACCCAAACAUGGCCAAGUUGCCAUGAUUGAACAUGAUGGGAAUGACAUCUUCACAGGAAUUGAAGGACCUUUUGAAAGUGUACGUUACCACUCGUUGCAUGGCAAACUGUUGCAGGCUGACGACUGUGAUAAUACCAUAGAGCCACUUGCAUGGACAGAUGACCCUCAUACCACUUACAAGGUUUUGAUGGCGGGAAAGCAUACUCAGAAACCUUUCUGGGGCGUUCAAUAUCAUCCAGAAUCUAUCUGCUCGACUCAUGGCGACACUGUUAUUAAAAACUUUUGGGAACAAGCUAAAGAGUGGUCGGCGGCCAAUGGCAGACGCACAAAAAGUACUGACUCAGGAAACGACUAUCAAGAGCUUAAUAAUUUGUACAGCAUCAAGCCCCAGGCGUUCCCGAAAGAAAUUAAUCAGGUUCAGAAUAAUUUUUACGAUAUUGCAUACACAAGUUUGGAUUUACCUUCUAUUCCUAUGGACUAUGCGGCAGUGCUGAUUGGCGAGGCUCUCCAUAAGAACAACCAAGAUUUCACUUUACUGAAUUCUGCUGCAUUUCCAGGUCGAUGGGGUGUCAUUGGCCUGCUUGAAGAUAAUGAGACUGUUUGUAUCAAGCACUACAAUGAGUACUUCCCUGAGUACGUUUUUUUGAGUAAAUGGAAUGGCUCUGAGCAAAAAAUUAAGCUGAGCGACACCAAGACUGGCAUCUGGGGGUUUCUGUCAAACUACAUGGCUCCCAAAGUUCAAAAGUACAAGGAUGCCAUUAACGUGGAUGACAAUUGCGAAAAUAUACCUGGAAAGGCGCCUCCUGGUGCUACAUUUUGUGGCGGAUUGACUGGCUACCUCUCAUAUGAGGCUCCCCAAGACCUCGAAUCUUACCCAUCCCGUGCAACCCUAGAGCCAAUUGUCAAGGGAGACAAUCGGCCAUACCCUGAUGUGAAUUUGGUAGAUAUUGAACGGAUGAUCCUUCUUGACUCGGCGGAAAAACGGGCUUACGUUUUAUCGCUCAAAGAACGCGAUGGCGUCAAAUCGCCAUGGUUUAAGGAAACUGAGGAGUUGAUACGUGUGGCUUUGACUCAAGAAACCCUAAACAUUCCAGACACGUGCGCCGCAUAUUUUGGUCCUCAAGAGACAGUAAGUGUCCAAAUGCCUGAUAAGGAAAAAUAUAUCAAUCGCAUUUUGGAGGCACAGGAAGAACUUCGUGCGGGCAAUUCAUAUGAACUGUGUAUGACUGGGCAAACUACCAUUACACUCCCGAAAGCAGUGCAUCCAUGGGACUUGUAUAAGGUACUAUACAAACGCAAUCCUGCACCAUAUUCUUGCCUAAUGGAUCUUCCUGGUGCUACUCUUGUGGGCUCAUCACCUGAGAGAUUCAUGAGCUGGUCUGCGCGCACAGGCCGCUGUGAGUUUCGACCUAUUAAAGGUACCGUUAAAAAGUCUGACAGUAUGACUUAUGAAAAAGCGUCUGCUAUUCUCAACACUCCCAAAGAGCGGGGUGAAAACUUGAUGAUUGUUGACUUGAUUCGACACGACUUAAAUGCAUUAUUAGACGCCGUGCGUGUUGAAAAGCUUAUGGGCGUGGAAGAGUACAAGACCGUGUACCAACUCGUUUCAGUGAUUUGUGGUGACCUAGCCGAUAAAGGCGACGAUUCUGCAUAUUCUGGGUUUGACGUACUAAUACACUCAUUGCCUCCAGGAUCAAUGACAGGAGCCCCCAAGAUCCGGUCUGUGGAAAUCUUGCGAGACUUAGAAGAUCGCAUGCCUCGUGGAAUUUACUCUGGUGUCAGUGGAUACUGGAGUGUUUUGGAUGAAGGCGACUGGAGCGUAGUGAUUCGUUCCGCGUUUCAGUACAAGGGCGAAGGCGAAAAUGUUUGGCGGAUUGGUGCUGGCGGUGCCAUUACAAUUCUUAGUGAUCCUGAGGACGAAUGGCACGAGAUGAGCAUUAAAUUAGAGAGUGCUCUCCAAGCUUUUGAAUAG